GUCUGUGAUAUCUUUGAAGCACUCUGUAAGAGCGGGCGCGUCUAUAAAAUGCCCCUAGAGACGUUGCCCAAUUCUUCAGACUCCUCUGAGUGUCUCUUGUCCGUUGCACUACCCUGCCUCCUUCUAGCUGUGAACUUACAAUGCUCAAGCUCGCUAUCGCCACUAUUGCACUAGCCACGUCUGUUGCUGCCGCCAACUACAAGCGUGUCACCUGCCCCGAUGGCGUAAACACGGCGACGAAUGAGGCUUGCUGUGCAUUCUUUGCCCUCAGGGAUGAUCUUCAGAACAAUCUCUUUGAGGGUGAGUGCGGCGAGGAUGUCCACGAAUCCCUCCGUCUCACCUUCCACGACGCUAUUGGCUUCUCCGGGUCUGGUGCGUUCAAGGGAACGGGUGCCGAUGGUUCAAUCAUCUUGUUCUCCGACACCGAACUCGCUGAUCCAGCCAAUGCUGGUAUCGAUGAUCCGGUCCAUGCAAUUGCACCGUUCCUCACGCGCCACAAUGUGACUGCUGGUGAUUUGAUCCAGUUCGCUGGUGCGCUCGGCAUCACGAACUGCCCCGGCGCGCCUAGGUUGGAAUUCCUCGCGGGUAGACCGAAUGCGACGUUCCCAGUGGACCCGGGAUCCGUUCCUCUACCUCAGAGCCCUGCCGACUUGAUCCUCUCGCGUAUGGAGGAUGGCGGCUUCAGUGAUGCAGAGACGAUUCACUUGCUUGUGAGCCACACGAUUGCGCGUUCUGACACCCUGGUCCCUGGUCACGAGGCUGUUCCGUUCGACACUACUCCCUUCACGUUCGACCCGCAAAUUUUCCUCGAGGUCCUGCUCCAGGGUAACGGCAUCCCGUUCGGCGUGAACAACACUGAUGGCGCAGAGGUCGACUCACCGCUUCCUCAGUCUGGAGAGAUGCGCCUCCAGUCUGACUUUGUUCUCGCUCGCGACUCCCGCACGGCCUGCGAGUGGCAAUCAAUGGUUGCAAACCAGCAAUUGAUGAUGCAGAACUUCCAGUCGGCCAUGGCUAAGCUGGCUAUUGUUGGACACAACCGCAAUCAACUCAUUGACUGCUCUGAGCUUAUCCCGAGCCCGAUUGCACCAGUCAGCUCUGCCGCAACCUUCCCUGCGGGUACGAGCCCAGACGACGUCCAACAGGCUUGCGCAGAGACGCCCUUCCCGUCGUUGGCGGCUACCGGUGGACAAGCGACUCAGAUUCCAGCUUGCCCUGACGGUGACCUUAACCUCGACGAUUGCCCGUCUUAA
Messenger RNA from Fomitiporia mediterranea MF3/22, 1250 nucleotides. RefSeq names its product manganese peroxidase 2 (gene FmMnP2l). Gene Ontology annotation, biological process: hydrogen peroxide catabolic process; cellular response to oxidative stress; response to reactive oxygen species. The transcript is spliced from 5 exons. Gene Ontology annotation, molecular function: peroxidase activity; heme binding. The coding region runs from base 141 to 1250 and encodes 369 amino acids. The record is from RefSeq and is a predicted model, not a curated record. Lineage: Eukaryota; Fungi; Basidiomycota; Agaricomycetes; Hymenochaetales; Hymenochaetaceae.